GAGAAACAGUGAGAUGGGCAAAUCCCAUAAUAUACGUCACAUUCAGAAAAGUAAAAGGGGUUCACGUGUUAAGGGUCUAAAGGGUAGGGAAGGGAAGGGCCUGUUUGGGAGCGUGCGCCAUGUGCUUUGGUGCAGUCGGCGACCUUGGUGAGAUGAGAUAAGAAAAAUAAAAAAUUUAUAAAGAAAAAAGAAAAAGAGUGAUGUUCCUCUAAUCUCAAAAAGCCCAUCUCACGGAUCUUGCCCCUCUCUUUCUCUCCACCUCCUAUAUAUAUAAUAUAACUAUAUAAAUUGUUCACACCAGCUCUCUAUCUCUGCAUAAAAGGCGUUGAGAGAUUCAAGUCAUCUGGGUCCAAAAUAUUCUAAACUCUGCUACUGCUGUGCAACAUUAUCAGCUUCUACAUUGAUUGGAACACCAAUUUUGAAAAGCACACAUGCCUUCUUGGAAAAAAACCAUCACAUCUCCAUUCAGGAAAGCUUGCACUUUCUUCAACCAGCAGCCAGGCAGAGAUCAGAAGAAAUCCCAGCUGCAAGGGAAUGAAAGUAGUGUGAUGGCUCUGCAUGGUGAAGUGAUGGCAUGCUCAUAUGAAGAUGUUCAGGUGAUGUGGUCUAUUCUGGACAAGUCCAAGCCCUCAGCCUGCAACAUCACUGCUUCUUAACACAGAUGGAUGGCUAUGGCUAAAAAAAUAGGCCAAUAUCCAUCCCAAAAAAAACAAAACAGAAAAAACCGAAAAAAGAAGAAAGAAAGACCCAAUUCAGCAAUUAGCAUAUCUGUGUAUACCAUUUGGGUCAUGCUAGCUUGCAUCAUUUUGGCUCUCAUUAAUUACUUGUAAAUAGAGGUGUUGGAUGAUCAACUUGUUCAGCUGUUCAAAACUAUCAAGAAAAAAAAAAAGGGGGAGGGGGGGAAGGGGGGAGGAGGGGAGGGGAUUUCAAGAAAGUUUUUUUAGUUUGUAAUUGUUAAAUGAAUGAACUAGGCAAUCCCUGUGAUUAAAGAUCACAGUGAGAUUUAUUAAUGGAAAUUUUUAGAAGAAAAAAAAUUUAAUCA
Messenger RNA from Prunus persica (peach), 1042 nucleotides. RefSeq lists its product as uncharacterized. The transcript has 2 exons. NCBI's taxonomy places the organism in Eukaryota, Viridiplantae, Streptophyta, Magnoliopsida, Rosales, Rosaceae. The coding region runs from base 432 to 656 and encodes 74 amino acids. The record is from RefSeq and is a predicted model, not a curated record.